Arabis nemorensis is the source of this 345-nucleotide messenger RNA. The record is from the annotation of a GenBank genome assembly. Lineage: Eukaryota; Viridiplantae; Streptophyta; Magnoliopsida; Brassicales; Brassicaceae.
AUGACCCUCUUCAAAAGGCCGUGCAUCUACUCAAAGAUACACAAGGACGACCCCGAAGAGGUAUUUCACCGACGAGCCAAGUUCUUGAUUUACAAAACGCUUCAAGAAGUCGACCUCAUUUCUCGUCGUUCUUCUCCUCCUUCGUCGUUUCUACGGAUGAAGCUUUUCCGAUUGAAGGCGAAGAUCGGAAAAAGUUUGACUAAGCUGCGUAAGAGCGUGGUAUCCGCGGUUAGAUUUGGCGGAAUUCGGAAGCAUUCUCUUAGCGGUGUGAGAGCCUUGAAGAAGCUGUUCCACAGUGGUGCAACAACCGGACUACCAAGGCCUAUUUUCGCUCUUGAAGUUUGA